Molecule: messenger RNA, 2172 nt
Organism: Prorocentrum cordatum
Lineage: Eukaryota; Dinophyceae; Prorocentrales; Prorocentraceae
Source: the annotation of a GenBank genome assembly
AUGCUGCUGCGCGCCUGGCCGCCGGUGCUGCUGGCGCUGCUGAGCGCGCCGGUGGCCUGGGGGGCGAGCGGCGCGGCCCUCGUGUCGCCCGUGCAGAAGGUCGUCCAGAUGCUCACCGACAUGACUGCCAAGGCAAGCCAGGAAAUGAGCGACGAGGAGGUCGAGUUCUCCAAGUUUAAGACCUGGUGUGCCGAGGAGACCUCGAAGCUCGAGCGAGAGAUUGAACGGAACACCAGGGUGAUCGGCUCCCUCACGAGCGAGAUCGCCAGCCUGGAGAGCAAGGCGGCCACGCUCCAGGCAGAGGUGAAGGCGCUCCAGGCCGACGUCGGCAAGUUCGAGGCAGAGAUGGAAAAGGAGACUGCCGAGCGCAAGAAGGGUCACGAUGCUUUCGUCCUGGAGGAGCAGGACUACAGCGAGAGCGUCGACGCCCUCGGCAGGGCCAUCUCGGUGCUGAAGGCGCAGGACGUCGAUCGUACUGGCGCCUCCAGCGCACUGGCGCAGCUCGGCGCUAAGGACCGGAUUCCGGUGAAGGUUAGGUCCGUCAUCACCGCGUUCCUCUCCAUGAUGAGCGCCUCCAGGGGCACCGCGGACGGUGGUGGCGACGGCCUGGACUACAAGGCGCCGGAGGCCUAUGGGUACGAGUUCCAGUCCAGCAGCAUUCUGGACAUGCUCGAGAAGCUGGAAGACGAGUUCAGGUCCAAGCUUGGCGAGUGUCAGAAGGAGGAACUGAACUCCCAGCACGCCCACAGGACCAUCAUGCUGGACCUGAAGGACGCGAAAGAGAACGCCCAACGGGACAUCGCCGACAAAACCGCCCAGGCGCAGCGAAAGCUGAAGGCGGCGGCGGACGACAAGAAACAGCUCUCCGCCACAGGGGCUGUCAUGGAGGCGAACAAGAAGACCCUGAAGGGCAUGACGGCCGAGUGCUUCGAGAAGGACCUGUCGUUCCAGGAGAAGCAGAAGUUGCGCAAAGAGGAGAUCGAAGCGCUCGGGAAGGCGGUCGAGAUCAUGUCCUCGCCAGAGGUCGCGGGGGCGGCGGGCCAACACCUCUCGUUGGCCCAGCUGCCAGCCAGGGGUGGCGUCGCCCUGGUCCAGGCCUCGCGUUCCGCCGCGGAGGCAGGUCGCGGGGUCCGCCGCCGCGUGCGGGAGUUCCUGCGGAAGGAGGGCGGUCGGCUGAAAAGCAAGUCCCUGGUGCUGCUGGCGGACAAGAUGCUCACCGACCCUUUCGCCAAGGUCAAGAAACUCAUCGACGGCAUGAUCACGCGGCUGCUAGAAGAAGCGAAAGAGGACGCGGACCACGAGGGGUUUUGCGACGAGGAGAUGGGUAAAAGCAGGGUGACGCGCACGCGGCUGCAGGAGGAUAUCGACGCCCUCGACGCGGCGGUCGAGGACGGCAAGGCCAGCAUCCUGGCUCUGACAGAGAGCACUGGCGAGCUCACUAAGGAGGUUGCGGAACUCGUCGCCGCGAUGAAGGAGGCCGGCGAGAUACGCGAUAAUGAAAAGAAGGCCAACGCCCACACCGUGGAGGAUGCCAAGGCAGCGCAGGAAGCGGUCAGCGCAGCCAAGGUCGUGCUCGAGGAAUUCUACAAAAAGGCGGCUACUGCCACGGCCUUCGUCCAGGUUAGGAACUCCAAUCCAGAGUUUGCCCUGAAGACGGGCAUCAAGAUGGGCUCAGACGAGUGGGCGUCGCUCGCAAACCCCGAUUACAAAGGCUCUUACGACACGGGCCACAAGGAGGGCCUGCAGACCUUUGGGGAGAAGGAGACUGGCGAGGUGCGCGACGAGGCCGAGUACGGCGUGCUGGCGCUGAUGGAGGUGAUCCUAUCCGACUUCGGUAAGGUCGAGGCUACCACCAAGGCAUCGGAAGCGGAGUCCCAGAAGAUGUACGAGGAGUUCAUAAUCGAAAGCAAAAAAAACCAGGCCAAGAAGGAGAAGAACAUAGAAAUGAACGACUCGGACAAGGCUGCCGCUGAGGAGCAGCUCAGGCAGGACAUCGCGGACCUCAAGGCCACGCAGGACGAGCUCAUUGCCGCGGAGGCGUACUACCAGAGGCUGGUACCGCAGUGCAUCGACAAGGGCAUGACCUUCGACGAGAGGACUAAGGCGCGCGAGUCUGAGAUCGCGUCCCUCAGGGAGGCGCUUGGGAUCCUCGGCAGCGAGGACAUCGCCUGA